GCAAAUCAAAGCUGCAUAAACAUGGCACACCUUUUGAAGCGACGAUUUACAAUUGCAAUACAGCUCUUGUUUACCACAGAUCUAUUUUAAUUGUUUAGAAUUAUACCAAGUAAUUACAUUUAAAAAAAAUCACAUCAAUACUUGACGACAUACUUAUGGGAUGCGUUGGGGUCUGCAAGGGAUUAAAAAGGGAAUGAAGCAUUGGAGAUAUAGGAGCUCAGCCGGUUAUCGAUCAAAAGUCGAGAAAAGACUUCAAGCUCAUGGAUGGCAAACCCAGGAGGGUCUUCUUCUGAUGAAUUACCAUGCAGCCUACCGUCGUGGUGCCGACCCAAGGGAGUGAAGACAACACUAUCCAAAACUGGCUGUCCUGUCCUCGAUGAAUUGGCGGAAAGAAUUCACCAGUCGGGCUCCUGCUCUGGCCACCAGAGCCCGCGGCAGCAGAAGCAGUUGCAGCGGGGCAGUGGCAGCGGCAGCGGCAGUCUGCCGCGCGCGGCGCUGGCCAAUGCGGCGGCGCGCGUGGCCUCGAGUGGCGGCCAGCCGGCGGCGGUGGCCUCCUCGGGGCGCAGCCAGCCGCCGCCGCCGGCGCCCCUCUCCCGCAGCAGGUCGUUCCCGGCGGCGGCCGACGGCCGACUGCCCCAGGCCGGCUCCAGCAGCUCGGCUGACGUCGACCUGGACCAGGUCGGCGACGGAUGCUCAGCGGAGGCGGUGCGUCAGGCGGCCGACGGAGUGACCGCCGACGACCCCGACUUCAAGGAGACGGUGCCCUACCUGACCACCGUGUCGGACGGCCUCAAACAAGAGUGUCUGAAGCAGCUAAUAGCGCUCAAACAGAAGCUGCUCAGGGAGUUUGCCGAGGUGCUUUGUCUGAUCGAGAGGAAGUACACCCUGAAAUACGCCGAGAGCCUGUCUGAGGCUCGCGAACAACAGACCGUAGCCAGGUACUACCAGAUGGCAUACGAAAAGAACCGCAAGAUUGUCGAGAAGAUGGCAGCGGCCCUGUAUCAGCGCCGACUGCGGUGCCUGCUGCGGCGCUGCUUUAGCGCGUGGCACCGCGCCGCGCGCCAGGCGCGGGCCGGCAAGAACGGAGAGCAGCCGGACGAGCCGGACGGCCAGGCGGGCGGCGACAGCGACUGUAUCGACAUCGAAUACACGAGAACUGAGGAGAUCGGCACUAAAGUCUACGAGCGAAAGCUGACAGCGCAGCUGACCAAGGCGCUGGAGAGGGACGCGCGCGCCCAGGAGUGCCGAAAGUACCACACGGGCCCGCCGUGCCCGGGCAAGGUGUGUCGCUGUAAGCGGCAGGCCGAGCGGCAGCGGUACCGGCGCAUUGAGCAGCUGGAGUGCGAGCUGGAACUGGCUAAGCGGCGCGAGCAGCAGCUCAUGGAGCAGAAACACCUCGCAGAGACCAAAUAUCGGCAAGCAGUACUUCGUGGCAUGAGCGUUAUGAAGGACGGCGGUCUGGGCGACACGCCAACACCGUCCGAGUGCGCGCCCACCAAGACGACCACCAUCUGCCGGCGGCGGGUGGACAGCAGCGACUCGACGCUGCCGCCGGCGCGCAUCCGCCGCUCGCAGAGCGAGACCCGGCGCGGCUCCCCGCGGGCCGGCGGCGCAGGGGGUGGCGGCGCGGCGCGCGGCUGUCGCCGGCGGACCCGCUCGCGCGCGCCGCCCGCCUGCCGCGCCACCCAGACGCGCCACCUGUCGUGUGUGGCGCCGCUACCGCCGCAGGCCUGGCAGAGGAACGCCGAGUGCGUCACCUCAAAGACGCAGCGCCGGCCGCGCGUCAAGGUCUGCGCCGAGCGCCAGGGCCCGCGCAGAGCUGUGCUCGUCGAGGCUCGCAGCCGCGCGGCCGCGGCGUCGGCGGCCGACGCGCUGGACGGUAUUUCGGACUCGAGCAUCACAGUGACUAACUACAACGAGCCGAGCAGGAAGAUGGAGGUCACCGAAAAGUGGCGGCAUCUGUCGAGAAACUAGCGGCCCAGCCGCCCGGAUUGUGUCCGUGUCGCGUCGCAUGCACCUAACGAACGAUUGUCGAGAUGACGCUGGGGUCACCGUGCUGUGCUAGGUUUGAUAGUCCGCCAUGAUUGAUUUGAUUCAUUUGAUAACGCGCUAUGAUUGUGUGAAUAAAUUUAUUCAGCUAGC
Molecule: messenger RNA, 2142 nt
Organism: Amphibalanus amphitrite
Lineage: Eukaryota; Metazoa; Arthropoda; Thecostraca; Balanomorpha; Balanidae
Exons: 9
Coding region: 265-1974 (569 amino acids)
Source: RefSeq, a predicted model, not a curated record